This is a messenger RNA of Rhodamnia argentea, 1515 nucleotides long. Its product is annotated as F-box protein SKIP23-like. The record is from RefSeq and is a predicted model, not a curated record. Bases 84 to 1217 code for a protein of 377 amino acids. The transcript has 2 exons. Gene Ontology annotation, molecular function: protein binding. Lineage: Eukaryota; Viridiplantae; Streptophyta; Magnoliopsida; Myrtales; Myrtaceae.
UUUUCUCUCACUUUCUCUCGCAUUUUCUCACCGAUCCUGCUCAAUUUCCUGGGAUUAUCCUGAGGCCUACGCUCCUCGUUCCUAUGGCUGAGUGGAGCCAGAUGCCCGAGGACCUCCUCGAAUUCAUCGCGCGACGCCUCGACACGCAGUUCGACGUCCUCCGAUUCCGAUCCGUCUGCUCCUCGUGGCGUUCCUCGGUCGCGCCGAGCCCUAGCCCCUCCCGGCGCGGUCAAUUCCCGAUCCUCCCGAGCGACGGGAUCUCCGACGCGGCCCGGGAAUUCCGCCUCUCCAGGCGUACCAUCUUCCUCCUCGGAGUGCCCCGAUCCCGCGACGAAACCUUUGCCUGCGGGUGGCUGGUCAAAGUCAAGGAGGACGUCCCCCGGAGCACGAAUCUACUGAACCCCCUCUCCAGGUGCCCAUUCACUUCUCUCCCUGAGGACUUUCCGAGAGUUUUGGAUUUGAUGAAUCUGCGCGUGCUGGAGUUAGGGCACGAGUAUGUGUUGCAGGACAUGGGUUAUCGUCCUUUUGGUAAUGAUGGUCAUCUGCACAUGAAGAAGGUUGUUUUUUUGUGUUUAGACAGCGGAAAUGAUUUUGCGCUGCUCACGAUUCACGUGUCUGGGCAAUUGGCCAUGUUUAAAUCUGGGGAAAAACGGUGGUCCAUCAUUCAGGACAUGCCGUCGCCGUAUGACGACGUGAUAUUGUUUAAGGGGGAGUUUUAUGCUGUCGAUGGCACUGGGAGGACUGUGGUUGUCGGGUUGGAUUUGGGUGUGACCUUGAUUGCCCAAUCAAACUGGGGGGGUGGCAAGAAGUUCUUGGUGGAAUCUGUCGGCGAACUGCUGUUGGUCAAUAUGUAUUUGAGAUUUAGGAGGGAGAGGACAGUCCGGUUUAAGGUUUACAAGUUGGACAGAGAAAAGAAGGAAUGGAACGAGGUGAAAGAUUUAGGGGAUAGGGUGUUGUUUCUGGGAGAUGAUUGUACAUUUUCUGCUUCAGCUGCAGAUUUAAGGACUUGUAAAGGGAAUCGCAUAUUUAUUGCGGAUAACCGGGAAGUGGAAAGAGCUUUGAGGAGCCCUGGGAUUGGUGUCUAUGAUAUGAAGAGUGGCAUCAUUGGACCUUUAGAAGAUGAUGAAGGUUGUUCGAGGUUGUUCUGGCCACCUCCGGAUUGGAUUGCUUCAAGGACCUCUGAAGUUCAAAAUCAAUUGGAAACACUUGUAGUGUAAUGCGGAGGUUGGUUUUCUUGGAUAUGGGGUGAUGCUGCAGUUGAAUCGGCAUUGUACAUGAAUAUUUGCAGUACGGAAGGACUAGAGAGGUUUAUUCAGCUCACUGCAUGGAACCAAGGCAACUCCUAUCCACGCCGAAUGAAGGCAAUAAGGUGGUUUGGUUAGGUGACAACACAUCCUCUGAAUAACUGAUUAUGAGCUUAAUGCUCAGAUCCACCAAGAGCACCUGCAUCUCUGCACAGGUCUUGUUAUAUAUUUGACUGUUUAUUAACGAUGUCGCUAGACGGAAUAACAGGGA